AAGAUGAAUUAAAACAGAUCGCCACAGAACACAGGAGACUUGCAGCUGAGAAAGAUGCACUCGAAGGAGCUCACCAGGCCUUAAUGGAAGAACAUACACAAUUGCGCAACCAAUAUGAUGAUUUAAAGGUGGAAAAUGAAGAAUUAAACCUGAAGUCUAAGGACUUGGAAUUGGUGAAAACCGAAAUCGAAACCCUUCGUCAUGAAUUGCAAAACCUGGAACAAGAGAAUCAAUCUCUCAUUGAACGUAACAGAGUAAUAGAAGAUGAAUAUCACAAAAUUGCAGCUUCUAAAUCCUCGGAAAAUAGCCGUACACAACAAGUUGCUGAUUUUCAACUCGAAAAGAUAGAAUUAAUAAGCCAGAGGAACAAAUAUGAGCACGAAUGCAAGCACCUGCGGGCAAAGAUCGAGGCAUAUGAAGUAGCAAAAUCUCGUGACAUGGAUACAAUACGUCUACUAGAAGAUCGGUUGCGUGAAUUAGAACUAGGAGAAGGGUUAACGGAUGAAGCAAGCCAAUCCAUUUGUGAGAUAUCCGGAGCUUCAAAGGAUGAUACUACAAUCGGCCUAAAAUUGAAUAUUAAAGAACCCGAAUCCGAGUUGGUCAAGUAUAGCGGAAAGGAUGUUCAUCAGUCUAUUUCGCCUGCGAAGACUGAUCCGACAAAUCAAACAAUAAUAAGUCUCGAAGAUAGCGCUGAUGAUUGGGAAUACCUUUAA
Acaulospora colombiana is the source of this 713-nucleotide messenger RNA. The record is from the annotation of a GenBank genome assembly. Lineage: Eukaryota; Fungi; Glomeromycota; Glomeromycetes; Diversisporales; Acaulosporaceae.